Messenger RNA from Pseudomassariella vexata, 1584 nucleotides. RefSeq lists its product as uncharacterized. The coding region runs from base 1 to 1584 and encodes 527 amino acids. Gene Ontology annotation, cellular component: nucleus; RNA polymerase II transcription regulator complex. The transcript has 3 exons. Lineage: Eukaryota; Fungi; Ascomycota; Sordariomycetes; Amphisphaeriales; Pseudomassariaceae. Gene Ontology annotation, molecular function: DNA-binding transcription activator activity, RNA polymerase II-specific; transcription cis-regulatory region binding. The record is from RefSeq and is a predicted model, not a curated record.
AUGAUUGGCAUGGCCGCCGUGGCAAUCGGUCAGUCCCAGAUGCCCAAGAGCAUCACCAGCAGAGAAUGGGUCGUGCCGCCUCGGCCGAAGCCCGGCAGGAAGCCGGCGACGGAUACUCCACCAACCAAAAGGAAGGCUCAAAACCGCGCAGCACAAAGGGCAUUCCGCGAACGCAGAGCCGCUCGCGUCGGUGAAUUGGAGGAGCAACUGGAUGAGCAACGCGAGGAGCACGAGCGUAUCGAGCAGGAUCUCAGGAAUAGAGUCCAGGGCCUGGACUUAGAGGUGCAGACCCUGCGAGAUCGAUGCAUGCAGCUAGAAGACAUGCUGCAGAAGGAGCGGGCCGACCGAGCCAGGGUUUCGAAUGAGCUCGACUCCGUGCGAAGACGCUGGAGAGAUGAGCGUGAUAGCACGUCAACAAAUCACCUGCAGCACUCGAUGCACCCUUCACCACGAGCAAGUAACGCAUGCGAGCAUCGAAAUUCGGCCAUCUCCAUCUCCCAGAUCAUUUCACCCCCUGACCCGUCGUCUGAAGAUCAACCCAUGACGGAUGUGGGCUGUGGCUCGUGCGACCCAAAUGGACCAUGUGCGUGUAUCGAGGAAGUCCUUAUUGGGAACAACACAGUAACAUCCCUGGAGUGCGGCAGAUGCAGUCUCGGCACCAAAUACCUCAAGCGGGGACCUUCUCCUACACCUGACCUUGCACCCGACGAGAAGAGACACAAAUCGAUAUCGAACGCCAAUGAGAACGAAAUCGACUUCACCGCCAUGUUUUCCAGGAAGCCACGCCGGACGCCUGCCGCUACCGAAACCGCAGUGUUCCAGCCCGUGGCCCAGGCUGUAGCAAUACACCCCCGCGACUCGUGCGGCUUCUGCAAAGAGGGCACGUACUGUAUGUGUGCUGAGGCCGCUGCUGCUGCCGCAGCCCAACAGACCCUGCCACCCAUGGGUAGUCAGAGUCAGGUUCAAACACCACCGCCCUCCGAGAACGACGUUGUUACUUUCCCAGCUCCUGCGACCGGUGCCUACGAAGUUACCGCCACCGGGGCCGUCAAGCUGCCGAGCUUAUUUGGCCGUGACCGGCAAAAGGCUACUAUCCCCGAAGCUAGCAAGGCGGGAGGAUGCGGCGUCAAUGGACCGGGCACAUGCGCCCAGUGUCUCUCGGAUCCCAAGUCAGGCUUGUUCUGCCGGAGCUUGGCCGCGAGCGCCGAGCGUCAAGGAAAGUCGGGCGGCUGCUGCGGUGGAUCGGCCGGCGGCGGGUGCUGCAAGUCUGGCAACGCCAAUGACUCGUCGUCUAGGGCCGCAUCUCCUACGUCCAUCAGCCUGUCUUGCGCCGACGCGUACAAGACCCUCGCAUCCCAUCGCAAUUUUGACCGAGCUGCUGACGAAAUUGGUACGUGGCUGCCUAAGUUGAGGGCUGUCCCCAUGGAGAUAGAGGAUGCAGCUAGACCCGGGGAGAGGGGACCCGGACCGCGGCAUGUCGGUCGGGGAUCUGGUAUUAGGGGGCGUUGUCCCAUUGAGGUGGAGACAGCCAGCAUCAUGAGUGUCUUGAAGGGUUUCGAUGUUAGGUUUGGCAGAGACGCAUAG